Messenger RNA from Mesorhabditis spiculigera, 1650 nucleotides. Lineage: Eukaryota; Metazoa; Nematoda; Chromadorea; Rhabditida; Rhabditidae. The record is from the annotation of a GenBank genome assembly.
AUGCCGUUUGACAACGAGGGUGGUGUUCAGGUUGCGCCGGUUACGCAACGCCCAAAAAUUCAUGAGGUGAAGCACCACAAGUUCGUGGCCCGGGUUCUUCGCCAACCUACCUUCUGCUCCCAUUGCAAGGGCUUCAUCUUUGGCCUCGGCAAGCAGGGAUACCAAUGUAUGGGCUGCCAAACGGUCGUCCACAAACGCUGCCACGACAAAGUGGAGUGCUCCUGUGUCCUGGCCGAAAAUGCGGACGACGGGAGCAAUGAGAACGAGCCCCCGCUGCACCACUUUGCCACUCGCACCUUCACCAAACCGACCUUCUGCGACCAUUGCGGAUCUCUUCUUUAUGGCAUCUGUCGCCAGGGAAUGCGAUGUGAACCGUGCGAUACGACCGUACACAAACGUUGUCAUCACAAAGUGGCCUGCAAGUGUCAUCAUGAUAUGGCCGAGGCUCAGCAUACGGACGACCCAGCCAUGUCCGUAGAACCCGAAACAACCCCUAAAAACGUGCUAUACAUCGCUGGUACUCGAGUCACCUGGGAACUGCUGGAAAAGGACCUAAAGGAGCACUUUGGAACCACCGCCCAAUUCGGCGAUCAAAAAUCGGCUGUCCCAUUUGGUGCCAACCAGGGCUUUGUUUCACAAGUUUUCCUGGUUGAGCCUGACUGGACCAUGGAGCAUGAGAAGCUCCCAAAGAAGCUCGUGCUCAAGGUCACCCAGCCGGACAAGCUCCAGGCGAUGUGCGAGCAAGUGUUCAAAGUAUCAUUUGAGGCGAUGAAACCGUCUAUCAUUAAGGUACACGAUAAUGAGGUCAACGCCUAUCAACUGAUGCGAGACGAGUGGAAGAGCGUCGAUGCUUUGAAAAUGCCGAAAUACUACUCCGGACGGCACUACGGCCAUGAUGGUGGAGAUUAUGGUUACCUAGCAAUUGAAUUCCUGGCCAAUGGGGUUCCGCUUCACACCUAUCAUAAUUUAUCGAUGAAAACGUGCGAGAGUGUCAUUCGACUCCUCGCCAAAAUGGGAGCACUUUCCCUCCAAAAUCCCGAAAACGUCCUGAAAUUCGACUUCAACUUUAUUCAACAAUUCGGAGCGGUCAUGUUUGGCCCCGAGAAAGCUCGGGAAAGCGUAAAGUUGGUCGGGCAACUAAUCCCAGAAACCCAGGAUGACCUUGAAUUCAUUGAAUCGAAAAUCGAUGUCAUUUGCAAUAUGGGAACUAUGGAGAAGAUUGUUGCGGAAAGUGCUCCGAUUCGCAUGCUGUGCCACGGUGAUCUGGGGAUUAUGAACUGCAAUAUUUGUAGAUUGGCAGGGACCCACGCUGGUUCCCCGAUCGAAGAUAUACUGCGUUUCCUCAGUUCGGCCGUCAGUGCUAAGGAUCAUCAGGAAAUGCGCCCAAAACUCAUCCAGACUUACUACGACGCUUUGGUCGACGAGUGCGCAGGAAAAGUAGAGAUCCCAUUUACCACCGACAUGCUCAAUGAAGCAUACGAGAAGCUGAUGCCGGCCUUCAUGAUCCCGGCCUUCCAAGCCAGCGUCGGUUUUACGGAAAUGAUACUGGCUGGCGCACCAGCGGACGAGCAGCAAGAAGCCCGCCAAACACUCACCCUCCGGAUGCACGGCCUGGUCAAGGAGGCCAUCGGAUAUCUGCAUAAGUGGUAU